CAUUACAGAAGAGCUGCAACAUGCAAAAGUAAGACGGAGAAGUCUAGCUGACUUUCAAAUGGAGCUUCGCAACAUGUCAAGGCGUAUCCAGGAAGAGCAAAAAGUGAUAACAGGAAGCACAACUGUGCCUCUUCCUUCUUUAUCUCUCCCUGAGAAUUCCCUUAAAGAAAACAUUUCCAAUGAGUCAACUUCAAAUGUCACGCCUAAAGUCAAGCAAAUAAACAAUUCUGUUCAAAAUGAGAGGACCACACCUUUUAGUCUUAAAAAGAAGGCGUUCUCAUCAAGGUAUGUAAUUGUGUGGUAUCAUACCAAAACAAGCUACAACUGUAACUCCUAACAAAACUGUGACCAUAAGUACUAAUGAUUUGCAGUGUCUUCCACUAGAGAAACAUUUUGAGGUUGCUGAACAAAAUAGCAACUGCAAAACAGUCGAUAUUAAUGAUGAAGAGUUCCCUGAAAUGAGCAGCGGCGACGACUUGUCAGUGAGUCUAGAAAAUUGCCCAAUUAACAAGCAAGAUGAACUGGAUGGUUCUUUGGUUGUACCUAAAUAUGAAAGGCCUUUGGAGAAUGAUGUCUUUGAGUCAGACACAAGCACAAGUCCUUGUUUUAAAAGGCUGCAUCCAGAGGAAGACCCUAUUACAGCAGAACGAACCAAGAAAGUCUGCAUUUCUGACAUGGGGCCUGACUGUCAUGAAGCUGCCGUACAGUGGGAAGGUAAUUUUACAAGGCAUGCUGCUCAGAAUCCCAGGGCAAAGACAAUUGAAGACACAGGAGUGUCAGAAUCCACUCUCAAAUACUCACAGUUUGACUCUCAUAUGGAUGGGACACUGGAUCAUGCAUUUGAUUUCAGCAAGAAACUUGAGGACGGAAGCAUCACAGUGAAUGAGUUCCUAAGCCACUUUGGUAUCAACUUUGUUAUCCACAGAUCUAGACCAAGUGCUCUUCCUGACAGUUGUAGAGCUGGAGAAACAAGCAAUAUGGAGGAUUUGCUCAAAGAGAAGUACAUAUACCACCCCAAGCAGAGAGUAUAUGAGCAAGACUGUAAGAAUCUCACAGAGAUAGUAGAGAGACUUAAAGAACAGAUGCCUGAACAAGAGAAAUCCCUGGGAUGCAUUAAUGGAGCCCUUCAGCAACAGUUAUGUACUCUCACUGAAGAGCAAUUAAAAAGCUUUGGCUAAGAGCGAAGAGCUUACUUUGGAAAGAGAAGCAAAGCACUUUCUCAUGAAAUGAAAAGAGACUUUUACUUAGAGCUCAUCAAAACAACACAGGAUGCAAAACAGAGUCUGAUUUCUAAAAUUAAAGAGACCGGUGAAACAAUCGAAGACUUGGAUGGAUGCAUUAAUGAUUUAGAAACUGAACUUGCAUCUGCAGAGGCCAUGAUUACGGGAGAUCAUUUCGAUGCUUCUCAAACCAGACCAGCCUUAAAAGCCAAGGAAGAGGGUUUGCAUAGGCUUAAUUCAGCUGUCACCGAAAAGGAGAGGGAAAUUGGUGAGUUGGAGAUUCAGCUGAGGUCUUUGGAGAACCAACAGGAGGAGUUGCAAGGGGAAUCCAGUAGCCUUAAGAAUCAUCUUGCAACCUUGAACAGUUUGAACGAGUGGUGUCUUGAUGCGACAGAUGAAAAGGGGGCUGUGUUUACCUUCCUUCACAAAACUGUGCAUCUGCAGUUGAACCUGCAAACACCUGCCGGAAAUGACUGGAUGACUGAGGAUGUGGAGCGAAAUAUAGAUGUAAGCUUCCAGUUGCACCUGGAUGUGGAAAAAUCUGAAUGUCAUGCAAGCAUGGUCCACAAGUUACUUGAACUAUACUAUCAUUCUCAAACUCAAUGGACACAGAGGUACCCAACAACCCGACAUAUACCAGAGAUGCUUCAUGACAUUAGUUUGGUGGUGGGUCGUCUCAGGCUCUUGGGAGAGGAGAUUCACCGGCUGAAGAAGUGGCGAGGAUUGAAGCUUCGCAUCUUAAAGAUCACCUGUAAACACACACGAGUUCAUGUCAUAUUCUCAAGUCUGAAAGCACUGGAAAGGUUUGAGUUAAGUCUGAUGGUCACUCCAGACUAUCCCUUUGGGCCCCUUCACAUACAGGACUUCAAAAAAAACUUUGGGGAUACAAGGUUGAGUCAAAUUGAAGACAUCGUAUCAUCAGUCAAACCAGCCACAAACUAUCUGACAAAAGUCCUCAAGAAGAUUCAUGAUGACCUGUGUUAGGAUCUCAGGCCUUGUUGUUUAAUCUGUUCUUUUCUGUCUUUUGUUUGUAUUUAUAGAUGUUUGUGUAAUCAAAUACAUAAGAAUUACAAAUGUAGCCAAAAACCAUAUCAA
Carassius carassius (crucian carp) is the source of this 2315-nucleotide messenger RNA. RefSeq names its product kinetochore scaffold 1-like. Gene Ontology annotation, biological process: protein localization to kinetochore; attachment of spindle microtubules to kinetochore. Lineage: Eukaryota; Metazoa; Chordata; Actinopteri; Cypriniformes; Cyprinidae. Gene Ontology annotation, cellular component: nucleus. The record is from RefSeq and is a predicted model, not a curated record.